Messenger RNA from Kwoniella mangroviensis CBS 8507, 2217 nucleotides. RefSeq lists its product as uncharacterized. The transcript has 9 exons. NCBI's taxonomy places the organism in Eukaryota, Fungi, Basidiomycota, Tremellomycetes, Tremellales, Cryptococcaceae. The coding region runs from base 1 to 2217 and encodes 738 amino acids. The record is from RefSeq and is a predicted model, not a curated record.
AUGCCAAGGCAAAAGCAGGUCUCACCGAAAUCAACUAUCGAUUCGUACGUUUUCGACCCCUACCCUGCUCGCCAUUCGUCACCUUCCUCUUCGACCGUAAGGAAUCCAACUUCAGAUGUGACCUCAGCUGGAUCUGGAUCUUAUGAAAUCGAGAAACAACUCUCUGGGUCAUCUUCUUCUAGAAAUUCAUCAGACUCUUCAAUGUCAUCCACUAAAUCACUCAGUUCGAUAUCCUCAUUCGACGACCAAACUUACCCUAUCUUACCAACGAGCAGCUCAGCUAGAGAACGCAAAUUCUCUUCUUCAACAUCGGUUUUUGGAGAAUCAAGGAGAGUAAACAUAUUGAGAAGUUUAAAACCUAGAGCAAGGAGAAGAUCGUCAUUACCUUUCAUCCAUCUUGCAAGACGUAAGUCAACUCAAUUGCUACUCGUCCUGGCAAUAUGUAUCGUCUCUGGGUUAUUACUUGGCGAAAUCAGGUCACAUAGGUUGCGAAGGGAAAUGUGGUCCAGGGAAGUGAAGUUGGAAGAAUGGGAUAUAAGAUAUGGUCAUCUGGACAGAGAAAGUGAUCUGAAAAGGUUUAGAGAGGAGUUUGAAUACAAUAGACGAUUAGAACUUAUACACUCUAGAAAAGUAGACAGGAGAGAUAUCACCGGGACGACUGGUACUGGAUCGGUGUGGGGACCUAAAGAAGAAGAAGCUUUGCAGGAGGAAAGUAAGAAUAUAUGGCCUACAUGGUGGGGGAAUCCGGAUGUCGUAGGUAAGAGCCCAUGGGAUCAUGUUCCGACGCCAGUACUUUUGGGACAGGAGAAGAGAAGAUUCAUGUUUUUGACUGACUACAAUGAUUAUCUCGAAAGGAUGAAUACCCACACAUACGAGAUUGUCGAUGCUGCCCUACGUCAUCCUCAGAUAAUAGUAGACGUCUGGGGACCAGGAUGGGAAGGGUACGAUAGGUCUAUACCUCUUUCAGCCAAUAUACGUAAACGAGCACAUAGGAUAGCUCAGCUAGAACAAUCGAAGAAGGAACAUGAGGGACGACAAAGUCGGAGAAAGGUUGAGAGGGAGAGGGAGAUGCAGCUGAAGAGCAAGAAAGAAUGGUAUUCUAGGAGACUUGAGGUUACUAGGUCGCCAAUGGACGAAAUUGAAGAUCGAGAGGGGGAUGCGGAAGAAGACGAGUGGAGGAAACCCGCUUGGUAUGAGGAGACGCCUGAGGGAUGCAGUGCAAAUGUGGAGUUUGAUAUUGUAUUUACAAUAUCGAACAUAUACAAGGAAACGGACCCUCAUGUUGAUGCUUUAGAUUGUGGAGCAUUAUUGAUCCAACAACUUGGAGACUGUCACGAGCUUCGAUGUUCAUACGAAUGGUAUCCCCACGCGAACAAUAUAACAGUAUCGAAAUACGCCUUUGAACUAUUAGAGCUAUUCGAGUAUGAGAAAGUGAAGAGUAAAUACCCAGAUUGGGAAAUGGGUUUAUUUGGACAUAGUCCUGAUACUGGAAACGAAUGGGAUUUCUACCCUAUACCGUGGAAUGACAAGACUACUAAAGCCAGAGUGUUCGGAUACGAUGGUAGUUUCUACCCGAUCCGGACCACCGUGACAGACUCUCUCCGAGCGCUCGAACGUGAACCCAACCUUGUUCAACAGGCCAUAAUUACCCGACAUACCCAUCCUGGUUAUACUGUCUCCGUACCCUCCUCAGCCCGCGAACAACCAUUAGAGACUUACGAACCGAAUCAUGAAUAUUACGAAACGCAUUUGAAACUCAGAGAAGAUUUCGCAAAUGGGAUGAGGACAAGUAAGAUUUGUGUCUUUGAUGCUAGUCUCGAAAGGAAGAUGAUUAGGAAGUACGCCCAAGCAUUCCUUUCUGGUUGUGUGGUAGCUUCCGACUUACCUACCGAACAUGAAGAAGCUCUAAGCAAAUUCGUGAUCCCUCUCAAAUCCACAUGGAAUAUAGAAAGGAUCAACGAGGUCUUAUCGCAUUAUCUGGAUAAUGACGAAUUGUUACAGCAGAUGGCGAUGGACGGGUUCAUGUGGGCCAGACAACAUAUGACUACGACUAACAAGGUUAGUCAUUUGUUGAAGAUGGGAGAACAUUAUAGGUCUGGUUCAAGGGGAUACGAAUUCCCGUACGGAUUUUCCAUGAGGUGUAGAUCAUAUUGGAGCGGAGAUUCUUAUAGACCACCAUGGUGUCCACCAGGUGGAUAUAGAGGAUUAGAAGAGUGA